Messenger RNA from Rhizoctonia solani, 1494 nucleotides. Its product is annotated as homogentisate 1,2-dioxygenase. Gene Ontology annotation, molecular function: homogentisate 1,2-dioxygenase activity. The transcript has 16 exons. Lineage: Eukaryota; Fungi; Basidiomycota; Agaricomycetes; Cantharellales; Ceratobasidiaceae. The coding region runs from base 1 to 1494 and encodes 497 amino acids. Gene Ontology annotation, biological process: L-phenylalanine catabolic process. The record is from RefSeq and is a predicted model, not a curated record. Gene Ontology annotation, cellular component: cytoplasm.
AUGCUUCGCAGUUCGAGCUGUCUCCUUCGUGCAACUCCAGUCACUCAUCCCCACCCGUUGCUUUCACGCAGCAUUACUUCCGUCACUGCAAGAUCAAGUUUUAUUACAAAGGCUACCGAGAAGGAUCCCUACCACUAUCAGGUUGGAUUUGGUAACCGGUUCGCGAGUGAGGCUAUACCGGGUGUACUUCCUGAUGGGCAAAAUAUGCCCCAGAAGAACAAAUACGAUCUUUAUACUGAAGCAAUCACGGGCUCGUCAUUUGUGGCACCUCGCAAGGAUAAUUUGAGCGCCUGGCUGUACAGGAUUAGACCCGCCGUAGCCCACCAGGGGUUCGCACCACUCCCCGAUAACCCAGAUCUGGAAUCCAACUUCUUGCCUCUUAAUCCUAAGGUGCAAUUUAGCCCAACGCAACUGGCGUGGCGUCCAUUUUCGCUCCCUUCAUCUGGCUCCAAAGUCGAUUUUCUCAAUGGUCUAAAAACACUUGCCGGGUCUGGGGAGCCGACGCUCAACGAGGGUCUUGCCAUCCAUAUCUAUACCGCCAAUUCAUCCAUGGAGAACCGAGCAGUGGUUAAUGCCGACGGUGAUAUGCUCAUUGUUCCUCAACUGGGACGGUUGGAUAUCCAAACUGAGUUUGGAAAGAUGAUGGUUCGUCCAGGGGAGAUAUGCGUUAUCCAAAAGGGGAUUCGGUUCAAGGUCGGCUUGCCUGAUGGCGAUUCUAGAGGAUACAUUCAAGAAAUUUUCGGCUCACGCUUCGAGCUGCCAGAACUCGGCCCUCUCGGAGGGCAUGGUCUCGCUAAUGCCCGUGACUUCGAGUUCCCUAUCGCGAGCUUCGAUAUCGAUCAGUCUCAUUGGGAAAUUGUUUAUAAACUUGGUGGAAAGCUAUGGUCUUGCAAACAAAACCAUACACCUUUUGACGUGGUGGCCUAUCAUGGAAACUACAUUCCGUACAAAUACGCCCUGGAGAAGUUUGUCAACGUGGGCUCGAUUUCCAAAGACCAUAUUGAUCCUUCUAUUUUUUGUGUUUUGACCGCGAGGUCCAAGAAUCCUAGCGCGCCCCUCACCGACUUCCUGAUCUUCAGCCCUCGUUGGGACGUGGCAAGCAACACAUAUCGGCCUCCUUACUAUCACCGCAACGCAUCCUCUGAAUUUAUGGGCUUGAUUUAUGGCAACUAUGGGGGUCGAAGCGACGACUUUGCCCCUGGAGGCGCAAGUUAUGAAUGUGGUCACGUCGCUCAUGGAGUCUCUUACGAAGUGUUCAAAGAAGCUACAGAAGCAGACCUUCAACCUGUGCGGAUUAGCGAAGGAACAGUCGCAUUCAUGAUGGAAUCGAGUUUGAUGUUUACAUUAACCGAUUAUGCGAUAAAGAGGAGCGGGAAGUUACAUGUACACAACCCGAGCAUGUGGGAUAACCUGGAUGCACAGUUCCUUAAGCAUCUGAACUCUGUGGAUCAGAAUCUGAAAAGCCAUGGACUUCCUGGGCUUAAGAAGGAGUGA